This is a messenger RNA of Lizanozyma spartinae, 660 nucleotides long. RefSeq names its product Rtg1p (gene RTG1). NCBI's taxonomy places the organism in Eukaryota, Fungi, Ascomycota, Pichiomycetes, Serinales, Debaryomycetaceae. The transcript has a single exon. Bases 1 to 660 code for a protein of 219 amino acids. Gene Ontology annotation, molecular function: protein dimerization activity. The record is from RefSeq and is a predicted model, not a curated record.
AUGGACUUUCCUGACGAAGGGCAUAUAGAGCCCUUUGUGGGGCUGCCACGUGGUGGCAACAGCAUUCGUAUAAAUAAAGGAGAAUUGAACGAUAUCAACAAACAACUUUCAAGGUCAUUCAAUAGUGGAGGAGGGGGUUAUUUGAGUACCUCCAACCCCACUGGAGGCGGAGGAAUAACCAAGAGUCGUCGAGCAUCUGUUUAUCAACCCAAACUGAAUGAUGAUGAUGGGAGUGGAGGAUCCUCGGAGAAGAAGAAGACGGACGAAAUCAAUGAAACCAUUCAAGUGUUAUUGACGUUAAUACCCACAGAUUUCUUUGAAAGUGAAUCCAAGAAACCAGAAAAUAAAGAUGAAGACACGUUCAGACCCAACGGACUUAAGGAUGGUAAACCUCACAAGGGACAAAUAUUGACUAAAUCUGUUGAAUACAUUCAGCAUCUACAGAACUUGAUUGACACCAACAAUCGGAAGGAAGUUGAAUUGAUAGUCAAGUUAAAGAAGUUACAACAACAACAGUCUGGCAACGAUUCAAACUCAACGAUAACAGUGGGAUAUACCAGUGCUGAACGAGCAUUAGGAGAAAUAGGCGUUGGAGCCGCUGAAUUAGCAGAAGAAUAUUUUAAACAGGUUAUUAUAUCCAAUGCCUAUACAAAGAAAUAA